Messenger RNA from Arctia plantaginis, 807 nucleotides. The record is from the annotation of a GenBank genome assembly. NCBI's taxonomy places the organism in Eukaryota, Metazoa, Arthropoda, Insecta, Lepidoptera, Erebidae.
AUGAGUACUACGAGUGAACAAUUACUCUGUUUACUUGAAGAAAAUGCUUCUUUGUUGAAAAAAGCGCAAGUAAACCUGAAGAAAUGUCCUAAACAGCGGCUGACAAAGGGGUAUAUCGGAGGACGGUUAAAGUGUAUUGAGGAAUAUUGGCAAUCUUUUAAAACUGCGCACCAAGAAUUAGUAAGGUGCACACCAAAACAACAGCGAAUGGAUAUACAAUAUUUUUCUAAUGGAGAUUACAUCGUGGAAGAGAACUUGCAGGUGUUAGAUGAGUCAUCGAAUGCUAUGAUUGUUUACCUUACCGUACAAAGGCUGGACCUGGAAACUCAUAAAGCAUGGGAGGAUGACAUUUGUAACUAUGAUUCGGAUGUACUACCUACUUGGGCAGAAUUAAAGAACUUUCUGGAGAGGCACUCUGCCGUGAAGUGUCGUCUGCAGGUGUCAUGUAGGUUAUGUAAGCGACGGCAUCACACCUUAUUACACCAACCUAAGAACGACAAACCGUCAGACAGUCUUCAAGCUCACUAUACAGACGUUGAAGACAAUCAAGAAUCAACAUUUAAAUUAGAUGAUCAACCAGCAGAAGUUCUACUAACAUCGCAUCUGGCGACUAAGCGGACCACCGCUUUACUCGCUACAGCUCUUCUGCCUGUUAAAGAUGAAAGAGGUCACGUUACGAUGUUACGCGCGUUAAUAGAUCAAGGCUCCCAGGCCAAUUUUAUAAGUGAACGAGCAACCCAAUUAUUACAUCUCAAGGGAACACCUGUAAAAGGGACUAUCACUGGCGUAGGUUCGACACAUCAGUGA